CCCUUCUCCCCAAGGCCUUCGUCUCCACCUCCCCCUCGCUCGCCCGCGUGCUCGGAUCAGAGCCCACCCGAACCCGCGCGUGCUCCCCAAACCCUAAAUCCCCAACGGUCUCCUGCUUCCAAACCCCCAUCAAACCCAUCCCGCCCUCGAUUUCCCGCCCAAUCCCCGCUCCCCGCCACCGCGCGAUCCCGCCGCGCCGUCUCGCGCCGACCGAAUUCGAAUCCCGCCGGGGGCGCGAGCUCGAGGCGGGCGGGAGGGCGGUCGGGCGCGCAAUUCCGGCGCGCGGCUGCGUCUAGCUCCCCCCGGCUCGCCCUGGAUGGUGGCGCGGACGGCGUGGCUGAAGGAGAGAUCUAACCCUAGCUCCGGAUCUGGGACCGCCACGCCCGCCAGGUGCUCGACGGUAUGACCGGUCGGGAGCGGCGGGAGGACAAGAGGGAGCAGUAUGAGUGACCGCGCGGGCAGCAGCGGCAGCGGCAGCGGGGACGAGUUCGGGAGGGCCGUGGCGCGGGCGGCGGUCGCGCAGGCGCUCGAGGCCGCGGGCUUCGACUGCACGCACCGCUCGGCCGUGGACGCGCUCGUGGACGUCCUUCUCCGCUACCUCACGCACCUCGGGAGGGCCGCGGCCUUCCACGCCAACCUCGCCGGCCGCGCGCUCGCCAACGAGUACGACAUCAUCCAGUCCCUCGAGGAAAUCGGCACCGACUUUGAUGGCUUCGCCGGGGCCGGCACCUCAGGCCGCUGCCUCGUCGGCUCAGGCGUCGUCAAGGACCUCAUGGCGUUCGUCGACUCCAAGGACGAGGUGCCAUUCACGCGUCCGUUGCCCAAGUUCCCUAUACCCCGCGCUCCGCAGCCCACACCCAGCUUUGCUGUGGCUGAGAGGGAGACUGGGAUGAGGCAUGUUCCCGAGUGGCUACCGGCCUUUCCGGACCCACACACCUACGUCAGGACAGAGGUGUGGAGUGAGCAGGCGGCCAAGGACAGGGUGGACAUGGUCGAACAGGUGCGGCAGCGGAGGAAGGCCGAGAAGUCGCUGCUCAGUUUGCAGCAACGAUUGGCCCUUGCGGGCGCUGAUGGGUUUCGGCCAGUGGUUUCUGAGGAUAGUGUAGCCAAAGGGAAGGAGACACAACCAGCUGGGAGCAAGAGAAAUCCUUUUCUUGAGCCUGCUUUGCCGCAUGGAGACAAGGAGGUGUCAGAGGUUGAUAUCCCUUCUGAGCGGAAGAAACUUUCUGUCCUUGAUGCAUUUGCACCAGCAAUUCAGGGUGCAAGUGCUAUGGAGCUUGAUUCUGGGACAGGUUGGGACCAGAAUCAGAACCAAAAGAGCAUUGUUCCAAAGGUGAGGGCACCAGUGCACCUGAAGAUUGGAGUAAACAAGAAGCCCCUGGCAGUGGCCCUCAAUUCAAAUUCCAUGGAUCUGAGGGAGGACCCGUCGUUUUUGAAGGAGGAACAAAAGGAUGACCGGAAGCGGAGGGCUGGGAUGAUAUUGAGGGCAUCAAUGGAUAACCCACAGGAACUGCCCCAGAUUUAAUAUGGUUGGUAGAAGUGCAGUGCCCAGCAUGGAGUUGCAUUAUGGCGAGCUGUAGUGUGGGAGAAGGGAUCUAUGAUCAUUUCAGUUUGACGGUGGAUCUCCAAUUUGUGGAAUCUUGAGGCCAGGUAUCCUACGAUGCAACCUUCGGCGUACUGGCAAGCUCGAACCUUUGUAACCUGCACCCAGUCUCUCCUGUCAGCAUCAGCAUUGGGAUCCCCGGAGAUUAUUAGGUUUGUAGUUCCUGCUUGUUCCGACAUAUCACUGGAAUGAAGCAAGCCUUUUUCGUAGGGAGCUGAUUUUGGAGACCAUCCAAAGGCAUGAUGCUCCUCCUUUGUAGCUAGGAAGACAGAGAGGAGAUGAUUGUACAAAAACUGACUUGAUUUUUCUGACCAACGCUCCUCUCAACACAGAGGAAGGGAUUUACGUGUUGAUUUGGUUGGCUAAUCCAGCUGCAUCCGUGUAAUGGUGAUCACCCAUUCGUUGUAUUGCUUUCUGUGAUUGGAGCGUGUUGAUUAGUGCGCCCCUGCUGAGGCUGUAACGGCAUUGUACUAUACAACAUUCUUUUGGCCUGUUUCAUUCAACUGUGUAUCUGAUCCGAGCUGGGCACCCUUUGAUUCUUCA
This is a messenger RNA of Triticum aestivum (bread wheat), 2146 nucleotides long. Its product is annotated as transcription initiation factor TFIID subunit 8. Gene Ontology annotation, cellular component: transcription factor TFIID complex. The transcript is spliced from 2 exons. Bases 443 to 1525 code for a protein of 360 amino acids. Gene Ontology annotation, molecular function: protein heterodimerization activity. NCBI's taxonomy places the organism in Eukaryota, Viridiplantae, Streptophyta, Magnoliopsida, Poales, Poaceae. The record is from RefSeq and is a predicted model, not a curated record.